Biomphalaria glabrata is the source of this 3139-nucleotide messenger RNA. RefSeq lists its product as uncharacterized. The record is from RefSeq and is a predicted model, not a curated record. The transcript is spliced from 2 exons. The coding region runs from base 60 to 1250 and encodes 396 amino acids. Lineage: Eukaryota; Metazoa; Mollusca; Gastropoda; Planorbidae.
GAUUCAAAACGAGGCUCUGUUUAACAUAUCUGUGCCAAUCUGAUCAGCUCUAUAAAUAAAUGACAGAACAGGAUUUCAUUCACAAAAGAUUUUCACUAGCUGUCCGACAAUUUUCAAAGUUUUUCAAAAUCAGUCUUAGCAAAAUGUUUGUUCAUUUUUUUCAUCUAAUAAAACGUUUCGCGUUUAAAUUUUUAAAUUUGAUCUUUUCUAUUCCAAAAUAUAUGAGGUAUCAGCCCAAAGUGAUGGAUUGGAAUACGCUUCAUGUAUAUGGUGAACAUGAAUGCCAGUCAUCAGAGGGAGGGAAAGACUUACAUCAAUAUCUCAUCGGUUGUGAGAAGAACCCAGGCCAUACUCAAUUUAUACCCGUUCAUUUAUUCUCUCUGCACCAUUUGCCUGAGGAUUAUCGUGACAUUGAUUUAUAUGACAUGAUCAUGGCCGAAGCUCAGCUCACCGUGAGAGUAGACGUGAAAAUAAUUAGUCCAAAUAGACCACAGUUUUGGCCUGGGACUGAACAACCUUAUCCUUUCUUUAAGGGGAGAGGAAAGAAAAAAAAGAGAUUUGGAAGUGGGGAGAUAGAUGUAUACAAAUAUGUAAACGGGCAUGGAUACGAUGGACAUGGAAGUAGACACGAUAUAGAUGGAAAUCCAUAUAAAGGAGAUGACCAUUCAUGUCCUUGCAAACAAUGUCGAGAGUCGAAAACACCCAGCGACGUCUGGUGGGUGAUUAUUGUUAGGACAGCAACUCACGUUGUUUUCGACGCUGUUGAAGCAAGGCAGACAUCGUUGAGGCUGUUUCACGACAAAGAGGACAGCCCAACCACCAUUCUUAACGGCUUUCAAAUCGGGAAUGCGAACGUUAGCCACGACAAGUGUUCAUUAUCCCUCGUGACUUGGGACGUCAUAGGAGCUAAAUUAUUCAAGAUGGUGGAAUGCUUGUACGCAAAAACUAGUCGAGUGGUUUUGAAAUACAGGAAACGAUCUAGUGAAAAAUUGAACUUUAUAGUGUCCCAUCCACAUGGCUGCUCAAAGCAGGUCAGCCUUGGACGCUGGGUGGUCAAUGAGAAAGUCAGUUCUUAUAAUAACCGCUACGAUACCACAAGGCUGACCUACACCACGUGCACGUGUCCAGGAAGUAGUGGGGCCAGUGUCCAGUGUGUGGGAGUGGCCAACAGUCAUUACCACAGCGGGGCGCUUUCUGGUGGAAGGAAUGUCAGUGGUGCUGGUUUCUACAGCUGUAAAAAUCUCUUGUAAACAUUGUUUCUGUUUCUUUCUAUUACCGAGGCUAUAUCGUAACAGAUGUCACCAAUUUAUAGGGAAAGGAAUUUAGCUAGUUCCCUCAGCAACUAAAAAAACAGCCAAAGUUCUCUAUUCUUUGUGGUCAGGAAACAUUCGUUGUACUUCUUGCUAUCAAUAUGUUAAUACGUGCCUUAUAUAGCUUUUGAAUUUAAGUAUUUAUAAGUAGCAACCCUUGUAACUGUUUUUAUCAACCAAGAUGAUAAACAUCUUAUUUCUCAGGUACUGCCAACACAGUAUUUUUUUGUGGUUAAUUACUUACGAUAAUUAACACAGCCCAUCUUUUUUUGUUUUACUACAGGUCAACAUGAAUGUCUGAUGAUUGAAGACACAAAAGCUGAUUUACAUAAACAUUAUGUUGGCUGCACGAAAAAUCCAGAUCAUAGGCAGUUCAUAUUAUUCAAACAAUUUAGCUUAAAGCACCUGCCUGAAGGUUAUCGCGGCGACAAUGACUUGUUUGAUUUGAUCGUUUUCACGGGGAAUUUAACUGUCAGAGUCGAUGUCAAAAUGACCAGUCCACACAGGCCUGAUGUAUGGCCAGGUACAAGUCAUCCAUAUCCUUUCUAUGAUUUGAGGGGAAAAACGAAUAUGCGACUAGGAAGUGGGAGAGUCUCAGUGUUAAAGUUUAUAAACGGAAGCGGAUCUGACGGUUAUGGAAAUGACAUCAAUAUAGAUGGACAUAAAUAUUCAACAGCCUAUCAAUCUUGCCCGUGCGAGAAAUGUCAAAAUUCAGGCAGCGCCAGUCAGGUCUGGUAUGAGAUUGUCGCAAAGACUGCCACCCACGUGGUCUUUGAUACCAUCGAGGCGAGCCAUACUACAUGCAAACUGUUUUAUGAUGACCACGAUAGUCCAGUGGUCGUUCUUGAUAAGUUUCAAGUCUACGGCGCUAGUGUUGAGGACGACCAAUGUGACAUGAAAUAUGUGACAUGUGACAACGAACUAGGUGAAAAACUGUUUAAUUUGGUGAAACGCUUCUUUGAAUUGUCGAGGAAACUUUAUUUGAAAUACAAAAAGCGAUCUGAUAACACUCUGUGUUUCAUUGUUUCCCACCCACAUGGUACCACUAAACAGGUCAGUAUUGGACACUGGGUGGACAAUCGCAAGGUCAGGGACUAUAAUAAGAGCUAUAAUAAGACGCAGCUGAAGUACACAACCUGCACGUGCCCAGGUAGUAGCGGAGCAAAUGUCUCUUGCGUUGGAGUCUCUAACAUUCAUUUUCAUAGCGGGGCUCAUCUUAAAGGACUCAAUGUAAGCUGUGCAGGGUUCUGCUCUAAACGCGACAUGAAAAUACCGCCUGAGUGAUCCGCAUUAAUGUGUUUAUCAGUCCAUGUAUUUCUUUAUCAACUCUUUGGUAUCUUAUCCUAUCCUAUCUUAUCUUAUCUUAUCUAGUACAGAGGCCACUUCAAAAAGAGAAGAUAAUUGUAGUGUGUGUGUUUUUUUUUCUGAUGUAACCAUGUAUAAAAUUAAGUCAAAUGAUUAUUUUUAUAAAGGCUGAAAAGAUUCUGAUGUAGCCAUGUCAAACAUUAAGUCAAAUGAUUAUGUUUGUAAAAGCUGAAAAGAUUCUGAUGUAGCCAUGUCAAACAUUAAGUCAAAUGAUUAUGUUUGUAAAAGCUGAAAAGAUUCUAAUGUAACCAUGAGUAAGCAGUGAAAUGGAGGGUAGGGGCAAAGUGUGGGGCUCUCGAGGGAGGCGCCACUAAUAACAUUUUGUGAACCACUGUUUUAUGCCUGCACUGUUCUUACUCUGGGAACGAGUGAUUUCUAGAUCAUAAAUCUUGAUGUUCAACGUGAAAAAUGGAAAUAAAUAUAUAUGUUUUUAAAUUAUAUUAAAACAUGCUACAACAAUCGAA